ACGCCCACCCCGCCAUUCCCUUUUGGAGCCAGCGUCGCUCCCCGCUGGAUUCCCUGGAAAUCGCUCCUUGCAGGGAUCGGAGCCUCCCGUAAAUGCAAGUUUGGCUCAUUCCCAUGGCUGGGAAUUCCAGCGGAUCCAUCCCUGCGCUGGAGCCGUGCCACAAGUUUCUCAUCUCGCUGCCUGCGGGCUGGGAGCUCCCGAUCUGCCUCUUCCCGGUUUUUCCCCUCUCUCUUUGAGGAUUUUCUGGUGCCCUCAGAGUGAGCUCAACUCCAAGGUUUGCAGCUUCCCGGUCUAUUCCUGCUAUUCCACGGGAGCCAGCGCCGGGAGAAGCCGCAUUCCUGCCUCCUUUUCCUGGGAAACUUCAGCAUGCGGCUGGAAGAACUCAGAAGGCUCCAGCACACCCUGGAACAGGGCAACGAUGGCAAAGACUCGCUCCAAAGCCACCAGCUUGCCAUGGAUGAAGAAAAUAAUAUCCAGGAAUAUCCUAUUGACCUCCAGCCCUUGGAAUCCAAAGUGAAAAUCAUCCAGCGAGCGUGGCGUGAGCACCUGCAGCGCCAGGACCUGUGCAGCCCAUCUCCAACGUCACCAACAAUGUCCCCAACGUCCCCGACGUCGCCAGUGUCAUCGACCUCAGGCAAGAUGAGCAGGUCUGUCAGCAUGAACACCUUCUCCGACAGCAGCACCCCCGAUUCCCGGGAGGAUGGCAUGGAUUUAGGCAGCGACGCCGGCAGCAGCCGCUCCAGCUCGGAAUCCAACUCCAGCAAAGCCACGCCGUGCUCGGAGGGCAAGUCCUCGCCGUCCCCCAGCAGCCUGGACCUGGCGGCGCUGGACGAC
This is a messenger RNA of Parus major (Great Tit), 834 nucleotides long. It is a transcript of the gene IQCJ, whose product is annotated as IQ motif containing J. The record is from RefSeq and is a predicted model, not a curated record. Lineage: Eukaryota; Metazoa; Chordata; Aves; Passeriformes; Paridae. The transcript is spliced from 5 exons. The annotation marks the transcript as partial.